Molecule: messenger RNA, 2334 nt
Organism: Gekko japonicus
Lineage: Eukaryota; Metazoa; Chordata; Lepidosauria; Squamata; Gekkonidae
Product: palmitoyltransferase ZDHHC3-like
Exons: 9
Coding region: 1-924 (307 amino acids)
Biological process (GO): protein targeting to membrane; peptidyl-L-cysteine S-palmitoylation
Cellular component (GO): endoplasmic reticulum; Golgi apparatus
Molecular function (GO): protein-cysteine S-palmitoyltransferase activity
Source: RefSeq, a predicted model, not a curated record
AUGGGGGCGGCGGCGGCGGCGGCAGCUGCUGCGGUCGGGGGUCGAUGCCGGUGUUGCGGGAGGGAGCGGUGCCAGGCGGACCCGUGCGGGGUCCUGUGCCUCCUGCUCACCUACCUCAGCGUGGGCUACGCCGACUACGUCGUCCUGGAGCACGUCCUGCUGCAGCCGGGUUUCCGGGCUAGCCUUUGGUGUCCGUUCCACGCCGUGGCGUUCAACUUCAUUGUUGUCAUGCUGCUUGCCAGUCACACGCGGGCUGUCUUUGCAGACCCAGGCAUUGUCCCGCUCCCGGACACCGCCAUUGACUUCUCUGACCUCCGGAGCAGCAGCGGUUCAUCCCACAAGAGCAGCCGGAAUAACGAGGACUGGACAGUGUGCAACCGCUGCGAGACGUACCGCCCCCCCAGGGCUCACCACUGCCGUGUAUGCCACCGCUGCGUGCGUCGCAUGGAUCAUCACUGCCCAUGGAUAAACAACUGCGUUGGGGAGCUGAACCAGAAAUACUUCAUCCAGUUUCUCUUCUAUACAGGCUUGGCUAGCCUUUACGCCAUGGGGCUGGUCCUGACCACGUGGCUCUGGCCUCUGGACACCGUGGGAGCCGAGGGAAGCGCUCCAGGCCACCCCCUCCAAACCGCCCACCGCAUCAUUUUGUUGGUGGAAUCUGUCCUCUUUGGCCUCUUCGUCACAGUCAUAUUCUACGACCAGGUGGUUUCCAUCAUCACAGACGAGACCCCGAUCGAGCAGCUCCGCAACCGACUCCGGAAGGAGCCGCACCGGGAGGUGGCGCACACACGGAAGCCCAAGAUUGCCCUUCUGCGAGAGGUGUUCGGCCGCGGCUUCAUGAUCUGCUGGUUCUUCCCAUGCAACUGCAGCUCCCCGUCAGCCGGCGGGCCCUCCUACAGCUACCUGCCCAACUACGACGUGUGACCCCCCCCCCCCGUUGCGUUGCUUCAGGGGAGCGUCGCCCUCAUCAUUCUGCUGUCUUUCUCUUCUGCAAAGAGCAAAGGCCGUGGUUGCAUUCAGUUCCUUGCUACAGCCUGUGGAGGAGGAGGAGGAGCCGGCAGCGACUGUGGCUAGAAGCCUUGAAUCCUAGAAUGGGCCCAGUAUCCCAGGUGUGUCCAGAGUGCCAUUCGCUAUUGGGAAUAAGCAUGCACAUCUCCUUCCCCCUCCAUAAGGCAGAAGAGCCCCCUGUGUUUGGACUCGUGGGUUGCCCGCGGAGCUCUUAGAACUGGGGCCUUCCUCCCAGGAAAGCCACACAUGGGGAUCAGCCUCAUAAUCCUCUCAAACAACUACCGGGCCUGCGGUGCGGAGCUGGGAACGCCGCCCCUCCCUGAGCCCUGCCUUUCCUGCACCUGGCUGCUCUCGCUUCUCGAGAGCCUGUCCUCUGCAUCUCAACUGAAUCAAAACAUCACCCGGCUCUCAAGACAAAGACAAGAAGCUGUAGGAUGUUCGUCCUCUCACUGACUCUUUGGGUCAUGCGCGGGUCACCAAGUAUCUCUGGGGGACCGUGGCCACCGCUGUUGACCACAGCCCUGCUCGUGGUUGUUCGGGUGAAGCAAGAGCUCCGAAUCUCGCCCCGAGGGACUGUUGACCCUCUCACCUCGCUUCAGCCUCUGAUUUGCCACGUCUCCAUGUAAGCAAAUCAGAAGGUGAUGGUUAGAGGGAGCGUCAGUUUAAUCGGUGGUAUAUGCACGCCCUCAGACUCCUCUUGGGUUUUGGUUGGCGGUCUCUGUGGGAUGUGAAGGCAGCUGUAGUCCUCUUCUCCCUUGACUGACUUCGGGCCAGUGUGUCUAUCAGGGAACGUACCCUUCUGUGUCUGCCCCUCAUCCCGGUAUCCCCGCGUCCAUUUUGCUGUGAGCCUCCCAGUGUGUUCUCUCGUUCUCAGUCUUAAGGUGGGUUCUUCUUGAGAGCCGCCUCAGAACCCGUCUGUGCUGCUGGGAGGGAAAUAGUUGGACCCCGUCAGCGUUAUUCGUCAGCUGGGUGGGGCUUCUGCUGCAAUUUGGCCCAGCAGAAAAGAUGACUCCAUGUCCUUUGGAUAGGAUCCCCCUAGGGGGAUCGACCCCUGGCCACCUUCUCGCUCCUAGAAUGAACCCCUCAAGGUCAUCUGGCGUGUCGCGCGUCGUCCUCAAAAAAGGCUCCGGUCUAGGUUGGGGGACCCGAACCUUCGGUAGUUGAAAAAGAAGAAGACGAAUUUUCGGUAGGCUCCGUUUCUCCUGUCCUCGUGCUUUGGGUGAGAAAGAAGGCGCGCGCUCUGAAAUUCUUUUGUGAGAGCUUUUCUCUCCUUGCAGUCUACUUUCUUUAGCAAGGCUAGAUUCGAGUCGAGUAGCACCUUAGAGA